Punica granatum (pomegranate) is the source of this 1377-nucleotide messenger RNA. Lineage: Eukaryota; Viridiplantae; Streptophyta; Magnoliopsida; Myrtales; Lythraceae. The record is from RefSeq and is a predicted model, not a curated record.
ACCCAACCAGUCCACUUGGUCUUCUCGUCCCUCCUCGACUGGCAAAAAUCUCACUGUCAUCCUCCCAAAAGCAAGACAAGCAAAAAUCUCCAUUUCCGCUUACCGAUCUCGUCGGAGCUGUCGGUCGGAAGCUUAGCAAGAGAACUUCACCGGAUCGGCACAAGAACUGAGGACCCACAAUGUCGCGUAGACUCUCCUCUCGCCACUCGAUCGACUCCUGCACGAUCCAGCUCCACUCAUGGCGGCCUUUCAAGGCCCUCGACUCCUCCGACCAUCCCUACACCCCGCCGCCGCCGAAGCCCUACUCCUCCUCCUCCGCAGGCGGAGGACUCUGCCCGAAGCGCCCCUGCCUCUCCGACCGCGCCACCACCCCCUUCACCGCCGACUCCAUCGACUUGUCCCGGCUCAGCCUCUUCGACGACGAUCGCCCCAUCGAGGGCAGCCUCCGCCUCAUGGCCAGGAAGCGCCGCCGCCGCCGCGGGUCCCGGUCCCUAUCGGGGCGGAGCAGCGAUCACAGCGGGACCCGCCGGUGCUGCUCCGUCGGGGCAACCUGCUCGGACCUCCCCGUGGUGGCCGGUGGGACGGACUCUAGUGGGGAGCUGUUUGGUAAUGGGGAUUGGGGGUCCGAUGCGAGCGAGGCCAAGAAUUCGAGGAGGGACCGGGACAGGGAGGAUAAUCUGAGCGUAUCGGGGUUAGGCUUCGGGGGCCAAAUUGGAAAUUUUGAUGCUCUGGGGAACGAAUCAGGUUACGGGAGCGAGCCGGGGUAUCGCGGGGAUGCAGAGUUCGGCUAUGGGGAUGAGGUCGAUGAGGAGGAGGAGGAUUCGAGGAUCUUGUUCUGGGGAGAUCAAUCCGGAGAUGCAGAUUCUAAGAUGGAGAUGGUUGGUGAGAACUCGUUCUCGGACCAGAAAGCCCACCACCGAGGUCGGAGGAAGAAGCACGACUGUAAAAUGAUUGAUUCCUCCAGAUGACCAAUACUUAUUGCGGAAUAAAAGGCCUCUCCUCAUGAAAUCCGGGAAUUUCAGAUGGACUGCUGCUUUGUUUGCAUUACUUAAGGGAUGUCUCGCUCAUUUGGUUUUCAGAAAUUCUUUUGCUUCUCUGAAAAUAUUCCAUUGCUGCAGCUGAGCCCCGACAGUUUGGUAAAGUUUCCGUCAAAGGGCUUUGAAGACUUAAAUUGUUGAGUAUAAGUCUGUAAAUUAUACGAAGAAACUUACCUUAUCAUCGAAUUGUAUGGUUUUUCUUGUUUCAAUACUUAUAUCAGCUUUGGGAAGGGCGACCGAAUCAUGUUUUGUUCUUGUAAUGCCAUCAACCUACUAAUUGUGUCCAUUCUUAUAUGCAGAUAAAUGCUUUUGGCUGAGAAUCUUCAGUUUUAUUAUCGAA